This is a messenger RNA of Colletotrichum navitas, 522 nucleotides long. RefSeq names its product cytochrome b5-like Heme/Steroid binding domain-containing protein. Bases 1 to 522 code for a protein of 173 amino acids. NCBI's taxonomy places the organism in Eukaryota, Fungi, Ascomycota, Sordariomycetes, Glomerellales, Glomerellaceae. The record is from RefSeq and is a predicted model, not a curated record. The transcript is spliced from 2 exons. Gene Ontology annotation, cellular component: endoplasmic reticulum; endomembrane system; membrane.
AUGGACUACGUGGACAAGCGACUGCAGGAGGAAGCUGUGAAGCCUCAGGUCGGAUACAGCAACGACGCCUUCUUCACCCCCCUCAACAUCAUCGUCCUCCUCAUCCUCGGCUACACCAUCUACGUCUUCCUGCGCCCGACGCCGCCCCCGGCGCUGCCGAGGGAGCCCCCCGCGACCGUCUUCCGCGUCUUCACGCCGCGCGCCCUGCUGCCCUUCACGGGCGAGGACGGCGGCCGCGUCUACGUCGCCGUGCGCGGCCGCGUCUUCGACGUCACCGCCGGCCGCAACUUCUACGGCCCCGGCGGCCCCUACUCCAACUUCGCCGGCCGCGACGCCACCCGCGGCCUCGCCUACGGCAGCUUCGACGAGGACAUGCUGACGGCCGACCUCGACGGCCCGCUCGACCCCGUCGAAGGCCUCGGCCCGGACGAGGAGGAGUCCCUGCGCGGCUGGGAGGAGACGUUCGAAAGCAAGUACCUCAUCGUUGGCAGGCUCGUCGCCGCCGGCGAGGAGGACAAGUGA